AUGGAAGAAAAAGUUGUUGAAAGAGAAUCAGCGUGGAGUUGGGGACCUCAUAAUAGCGUCUUCACUUCACUCUCAACAAUUUCAAUCGUUUGUCUUCUUUUAAUCUAUGGUUCUAGUCUUCUCAUAAGUCAGGUUACAGUAUUCUAUAAAAAUUCUCACGGUAUGAAAGAAUUUGAUAGUUUGUCCAACAGGCUUUUUCCACAAAAGCACACAAGUAUUGAAGGCAAGGUUCCGUUAACUUUUAAGAGUGUUAGAGCAGGUACCUUUAAACCUGAGACUAAAGAAAUACAGUGGUUAGAGACAUCUGUCUCUAAAACCAAUGAUACGGGUGACUUUGUUGUCACUAAAGGAUCGAAAUACUUUUUAAAAAAUGUGCAAGAUCCAGAGUUUUCUAAACUGUUAUAUGAUGGUUCGGAGAUCGUUUAUGAUGAUAAAAAGUAUAAGAUUGAGGAUGUCGUCUUCAGUAAUGAUUUGAAGCAUGUUCUUUUGGUGUGCGACAAAAUUCACAACUGGAGACAUUCGUUCUUCGCAUCCUAUUUCAUUUAUAAUAUCGAGACGAAAACUACGCAGUCAUUGUAUGAUAAAAAUAACGAAUUGAAUGAGAAAAUUGCUUUGGCCAAAUGGUCUCCUGAUUCCAAGAAGAUUGCAUUUGUGCUUGAGAACAACGUGUAUAUUAAGAAUAUUUCCGAUUUUAUUCAUCCAACUUUGACGCAAGUUACCCAUGAUGGGGGAAAAGAGAUUUUCUAUGGCAAGCCAGACUGGGUAUAUGAAGAGGAAGUUUUCGAAAGUGAUACCGCUCUCUGGUGGUCCCCAAAUUCUGAGUUUUUAUCUAUGUUACGUUGCAAUGAUACGCAAGUGCCAACUUACCCGAUACCAUAUUUUGUCCAGGAUGAUGAGAAGUACAAAAAUUCCUCGUAUCCAGAGUUACGAGAGAUUAAGUAUCCGAAGGCCGGUUAUCCAAAUCCAGUUGUUGACUUCUUGGUUUACGAUAUGUCUGCUGAGGAAGUUAAAUAUAUCGACCAGGAUGAUGAUUUUUAUCAUGACAAGGAUAUUCCAAAUGAUACCAGACUUAUUACAGAAAUGGUUUGGGUCGGAGACCAGCAAGUUCUAGUGAGAACCACAAAUCGUGUCUCUGAUAUCUUGAAAAUUUUCAUAGUUGAUGUUACUGGUUCAAAACUGAACAGUACAUUGACUCGCUCGGAAGACUUACGGAAGAAGAAUAGUUGGUUUGAAAUUGAACACAAUACCCUCUAUAUUCCAAAGGCCGAAACACGGCCAGAAGAAGGAUAUAUUGAUGUUCUUGAGGUCGAUGGCUAUGAUCACUUAGCUUACUUCUCGCCACCUACUGCCGCGACACCAAAAGCUUAUCUAACUAGAGGUGAUUGGGAGGUUGUUGGUGGACCACGAGCAUUUGAUUACAUCACUAACAAGGUUUACUUUAUAUCAACAGAAAAAUCUUCAAUGGAAAGACACCUUUAUUCUGUCGGUUUAGAUGGAAAAGAUAAAACAAAUGUCACGGAUGUUUCUAAGGAGGGUGUUUAUUCUGCAUCGUUUUCCAAGGGUUCUCGCUAUUUACUAUUGAAUUACAACGGUCCGGAUGUUCCAUAUCAAAAUUUGAUUGACCUCCACACAAUGAAAGUUGACUCAUUUGAGACAAAUGAAAAGUUGAAAGGCGUUCUUGAAAAGUAUAUCGUUCCAAAAGUUAUUUAUGGUGAGUUGAAUUUGGGUGAUGGUGUGAAAGCUAAUUACAAGCAGACUUUUCCAUUGAAUUUUAAUCCUUCUCAUAAGUAUCCACUACUCUUUUUCGUUUAUGGAGGCCCGGGUUCCCAGUUGGUUGUAAAAACUUUUGGGCAGCCUUUUUCAUCUGUGAUUGCGUCAGAACUAGACGCUGUUGUUGUUACCGUUGAUGGUAGAGGAACUGGCUUUAAAGGCAAACAAUUCAGAAAUGUUGUGAAAAAUAAUCUUUCUCAUUAUGAGGUUAUUGAUCAGAUCGCAGCUGGAAACAUUUUUAUUUCCAAGCCAUAUAUUGAUCCCGAGAGAACAGCCAUUUGGGGCUGGUCUUAUGGAGGGUUCAUGACUUUGAAAACUUUGGAAAAAGAUCAGGGGAAUGUUUUCAAGUAUGGUAUGGCUGUUGCACCUGUUACAAACUGGAUGUUUUAUGAUUCCAUUUACACUGAGCGUUAUAUGAAUACACCUCAGAACAAUCCAAACUAUAAAAAUGGUUCUGUUCAUGACGUUGAAGGUUUUAAAUCAGUGAAGAGAUUUUUGCUUAUGCAUGGUACUGGUGAUGAUAAUGUUCAUCUACAGAACAGUUUAAAGUUCUUGGAUAUGCUCGACCAAGCAGGUGUAGAGAAUUAUGAUGUGCAUGUCUUUCCAGAUAGCGACCACUCUAUCAGCUAUCACAAUGCAAACACUAUCGUGUAUGAUAAAUUGUUCAUUUGGUUAAAACUUGCCUUUGCAGGUGUUUAUGAUGAGAUUUAUGAGCCUGUCAGAAUUGACAAUUACGGGCCAAUCGAUCCCGAUCUCCAUGUUUUGUGA
This is a messenger RNA of Brettanomyces bruxellensis, 2538 nucleotides long. RefSeq lists its product as uncharacterized. Gene Ontology annotation, biological process: proteolysis. The coding region runs from base 1 to 2538 and encodes 845 amino acids. Gene Ontology annotation, molecular function: serine-type endopeptidase activity; dipeptidyl-peptidase activity. NCBI's taxonomy places the organism in Eukaryota, Fungi, Ascomycota, Pichiomycetes, Pichiales, Pichiaceae. The record is from RefSeq and is a predicted model, not a curated record. The transcript has a single exon.